This is a messenger RNA of Brassica rapa (field mustard), 1415 nucleotides long. RefSeq names its product amino acid transporter AVT6B. NCBI's taxonomy places the organism in Eukaryota, Viridiplantae, Streptophyta, Magnoliopsida, Brassicales, Brassicaceae. Gene Ontology annotation, cellular component: membrane. Gene Ontology annotation, molecular function: L-amino acid transmembrane transporter activity. The record is from RefSeq and is a predicted model, not a curated record. Gene Ontology annotation, biological process: amino acid transmembrane transport.
UUCAAUCAUCUCCAGAAUGGAAUAAACAAUUAGGUAGUUUCGAUUCGAUGCUGCUCAGCUCAUGUCUUCUUACACCAUCAAAGAAACAAUGGCGACUAAAGAUGAAGUCCAGAACGACCCACUGUUGCAGGCAUCAGAAAGUGACGGUCACGAAGAGUUCAACGGAGCUUCUUUCACCGGAGCGGUACUCAACCUGGCAACAGCGAUCAUCGGUGCUGGUAUCAUGGCUUUGCCCGCCACGAUGAAGAUCCUCGGACUUGUUCCCGGAAUCGUGAUGAUCCUUCUCAUGGCUUUCUUGACCGACAAGACUAUUGACUUCUUGCUUAGUUUUAGCGGAGUCGGGAACGCUAGAAGAUCGUACGGUGGUUUGAUGGAAGAUUCUUUCGGCAAAACCGGAAGGAUUGUGUUGCAAGUUGCUGUUCUUGUUACCAACAUUGGGGUUUUGAUCGUUUACAUGAUCAUCAUUGGUGAUGUUUUGGAGGGUAUGCUUGAAGGAUGGUUUGGAGAAAGCUGGUGGGACAAGAGAAGUAUUGUUCUUCUCUUUACAACUCUUUGUGUCUUUGCUCCAUUGGCAUCCUUCAAGCGCAUUGAUACUUUGAGAUUCACGUCUGCCCUAUCACUUGUUCUAGCGGUUGUUUUUCUAGUCAUCACUGCGGGAAUCGUCGUUACAAAGUUUUACAGAGGUGGUUUGAUGAAGCCAAGACUCUUCCCAAACGUCACUGACUUGUCAUCGGUCUGGAAACUCUUCACCGUUGUUCCUGUGCUUGUCAACGCAUACAUUUGUCAUUCUAACGUCCACAAUAUACAGAACGAGCUUGAAGACUCCAUUCAGAUCAAAGCUGUUGUGCGUUCAGCUCUAGUGAUGUCCUCCUCUGUUUACGUAAUGACAAGCUUGUUCGGAUACCUCUUGUUUGGUGAAUCUACUCUUGAUGAUGUUCUUGCAAACUUUGAUACCGAUCUUAAGAUCCCUUUCGGUCCGGUUCUCAGUGAGGCAGUCAGACUCAGCUAUGCAGCUCAUCUCAUGCUUGUGUUCCCUGUUAUCUUCUAUCCUUUGCGCGUUAACCUGGACGGUCUCUUGUUCCCUACGGCUACUCCAUCACUUACUACCUCUAAUAUGAGGUUUGGCUCCAUCACUGCCGGUCUCAUUGCUGUAAUCUUUGUUGGUGCAAACUUCAUUCCAAGCAUCUGGGAUGCUUUCCAACUCACUGGAGCUACAACUUCUGUCUGCAUCGGUUUCAUAUUCCCUGCUGCUGUCAUCUUGAAGGAUCGUCAUAACCGAGCAACAAAGAUGGACAAGACUAUAGCCAUUUUCGUGAUUGUCCUUGCGGUUUUCUCCAGUGCAGUUGCCAUUUACAGUGACGCUUACGCCUUAGUCAAGAAGAACAAAUCCACAUUUCCAAUGUGAGCAGAAUGGU